Messenger RNA from Bufo bufo (common toad), 1661 nucleotides. It is a transcript of the gene SH2D6, whose product is annotated as SH2 domain containing 6. Gene Ontology annotation, cellular component: cytoplasm. Bases 214 to 1059 code for a protein of 281 amino acids. The transcript is spliced from 14 exons. Gene Ontology annotation, biological process: cell surface receptor protein tyrosine kinase signaling pathway; intracellular signal transduction. The record is from RefSeq and is a predicted model, not a curated record. Lineage: Eukaryota; Metazoa; Chordata; Amphibia; Anura; Bufonidae.
AAGGGAGCCCCGCCCACCAGAAAGGUCGCACGUGUCCAGUUGUCUGUCUGCAGCCGGUGGCUCUUCUGUCACUGCCAGCAUGCUGGGACUUGUAGUGUCACAAGAGCUGAGGGGCACGUGGUGCAGACUUCUGACCGGUCCCAUACAUGCAGUAGGACUGUGCCAGUCUGUAUUCAAAUCAGCGCCGCAGUCUUUGUCUGUUAUUAUCUGAUUAUGUACGGAAGCAACAGGAAGCAGUCCAACGUGACUCCUCGCCCUUUCUACCAAUAUGAGAAUAACCUGGUAGAGGAGGAAGAGGAGGAUGACUUGUAUGAGCCCCCACCAUGUGAUCUGCAGAGCCGAACCUUUCCAUGUGUCUGGACGGCUCAGGAGAAUCACGCUGCAUAUUUAGAUCGCUCUAAAGCUGCUACUCCUCUGCCAAUACCUCCCACGCCGGACAGGACUCAGCAGGCUCAACGGCAGCAAAGACCACCCCCGAAGCAGACCAGACCAGCGCCACCACCCAUGAAGCACUAUCCUCCUCUCCCUCUGCCUGAUCGCAGGUUAUCUCUUCCCUGUACAGCUACACGUUCACCGCCACCAUGUAACAACAACUUUCCAAAAGGAAUGGACGAUCUGUACUUGACAUUAUUGGAGACACAGGUCAACACACACUAUGAUGUUGGUACAGGGAAUGAAGGGAAACAAAGGCAGCGGUCAGAGGAUCUGGCAGUGAUGGGCAGACCUUGGUACAAGGGUGAGAUGGAGCGGAGAGAAGCAGAGACAGCUCUUCGAAGAAUUAAUAAGGAUGGCUGCUUCUUGGUGCGCCUGAGCUCUUCACAAGAUCAGACGCAGCUGUAUACCCUGGCCGUUCUCUACCACGACCACAUUUACAACAUUCCCAUAAGAGCUGUGGGCAACCGUGGGUUUUCACUGGGGAAGGAAGGCAAACGGUAUGAGGAGGUUUUUCCUAGCGUCAUUCACUUGAUCGAGCAUUACCAGCGGGAACCACUCAACCUGGUGAAUCGCCAGACAUCAGAGAGAGAGUGCACCGCCCUGUUAUACCCUGCUGUCUUCUGAGAUACCCGUCUUACUCCUACACACUCAGCAUAUUGAUGGGCUGUCCUUAGGAUAGUCCAUGAAUAUCAGAUUGGUGAGGGGCCCACUCUCUGUACCACCACCGAUCAGCUGUUUGUUGGGUUCUUGGCGCUUGUGCGAGCACUUCAGCCGCUUCAAUGGUCACCUCACUCCAUCGACCUGCAUGCUAUACAUAGUGUAGGAAAUUCCAGCUUCGUCCUAAUCUGGUAAAUGGGGUCAGGAUAUGCAGUACCCUGCAGCGCUGCUCCUAAAUAGACUAUGUGCAGAUCGACGGCCUUAGGUAAACAUUGAAUAGGGCUUCUACAUCAGUAUGGGUCAUACCUGUGAUGACUAUCCUCCAGCACUCCAGCUGUGGUAAAACUACGACUCCCAAGAGGCACACUUGCUUGGUUGUUCUCAGAACUCCAUAGAAAUGAAUGGAGCAUGCUGGGAGUGGUAGUUUCACCACAGCUGGGGUGCCGGAGGUUAGCAAUGACUGGGCUAUACUAUUACUUUCUGUUUCAAUAGUUUUAUUGAGUUUUUCAUUUCAAACGGUUAAAGAAAGUACAUUACAGUUUGAUUUAUUACAGUGUCAAGCAGAAUAC